AUGAGGCGAGGAGUUGAGGGGGAGCCACCCGUGGCGAAACCCUCUCCCUGCAGCGGGGUCUCUGCUGGCGGUGUAGCUGCUGGCAGGGUCUCUGCUGGCGGGGUCUCUGCUGGCGAGGGUCUCUGCUGGCGGGGUCUCUGCUGGCGGGGUCUCUGCUGGCGGGGUCUCUUCUGGCGGGGUCUCUGCCGGCGGAAGUCUCUGCUGGCGGGGUCUCUGCUGGCGGGGUCUCUGCUGGCGGGGGUCUCUGCUGGCGGGGUCUCUGCUGGCGGGGUCUCUGCUGGCGGGGUCUCUGCUGGAGGGGUCUCUGCUGGCGGGGUCUCUGCUGGCGGGGGUCUCUGCUGGCGGGGGUCUCUGCUGGCGGGGUCUCUGCUGGCGGGGUCUCUGCUGGCGGGGUCUCUGCUGGCGGGGUCUCUGCUGGCGGGGUCUCUGCUGGCGCGGUCUCUGCUGGCGGGGUCUCUGCUGGCGGGGUCUCUGCUGGCGGUGUCGCUGCUGGCGGGGUCUCUGCUGGCGUUGUCGCUGCUGGCGGUGGCGCUGCUGGCGGGGUCGCUGCUGGCGGUUCCGCGUGUUCGCUUGCUGGCGGGCUUGCGGGUCGCGUACGAUCUGGAGCGUGCAGUGGCGGAGCAGUAG
Closterium sp. Naga37s-1 is the source of this 627-nucleotide messenger RNA. The record is from the annotation of a GenBank genome assembly. NCBI's taxonomy places the organism in Eukaryota, Viridiplantae, Streptophyta, Zygnematophyceae, Desmidiales, Closteriaceae.